Hibiscus syriacus is the source of this 1164-nucleotide messenger RNA. Its product is annotated as ATPase 8, plasma membrane-type-like. Gene Ontology annotation, biological process: proton transmembrane transport; regulation of intracellular pH. Gene Ontology annotation, molecular function: P-type proton-exporting transporter activity; ATP hydrolysis activity; ATP binding. The record is from RefSeq and is a predicted model, not a curated record. The transcript is spliced from 5 exons. Bases 1 to 1164 code for a protein of 387 amino acids. Gene Ontology annotation, cellular component: plasma membrane. Lineage: Eukaryota; Viridiplantae; Streptophyta; Magnoliopsida; Malvales; Malvaceae.
AUGAUCACCGGUGACCAGCUCGCCAUCGGCAAAGAGACUGGUCGUAGACUUGGAAUGGGGACCAAUAUGUAUCCUUCUUCUGCCUUAGUUGGCCAGUGUCAUGAUGAGUCUCUUGCUAACAUUCUUAUUGAUGAUCUUAUUGAGAAAGCUGACGGAUUUGCAGGAGUCUUCCCUGAGCAUAAGUAUGAGAUUGUUAAAAGACUCCAAGAAAGGAACCACAUAUGUGAUAUGACCGAAGACGGAGUGAACGAUGCCCCAGCGCUUAAGAAGGCAGAUAUCGGUAUCGCAGUGGCUGAUUCAACCGAUGCGGCCAGGAGCGCCUCAGACAUAGUGUUGACCGAGCCAAGGUUGAGUGUGAUAGUGAGCGCAGUGUUGACGAGCAGAUCAAUCUUCCAAAGGAUGAAGAACUACACCAUCUACGUCGUUUCCAUCACGAUCCGUAUCGUGUUGGGAUUCAUGCUAGUAGCACUCAUUUGGAAGUUCGAUUUCUCGCCGUUCAUGGUGUUGAUCAUCGCCAUCCUCAAUGAUGGAACCAUCAUGACCAUCUCAAAGGAUAGGGUGAAGCCAUCUCCGAAGCCAGACUCGUGGAAGCUGGACGAAAUAUUUGCCACCGGGAUUAUCCUUGGAACAUACAUGGCUAUUGUGACCGUCUUCUUUUUCUGGCUUGUUCAUGACACCGAUUUCUUCACCAAUACUUUUGGUGUGAAGCCAAUAAAGGAUAGUCUGGCAGCACUUACUUCAGCUCUAUACCUUCAAGUCAGUUCCGUCAGUCAAGCACUCAUCUUCGUCACACGGUCCAGAAGCUGGUCCUUCGUCGAGUUCCCUUGUCUCUUGCUUAUCAUCGCCUUCAUCUUAACAAAAUUGGUGGCGACUUUGAUUACCGUGUACGCAAACUGGGGAUUCGCCAGAAUGCAAGGCAUUGGAUGGGAAUGGGCGGGAGCAAUCUGGGUGUUCACCCUAGUCACCUACAUCCCUCUUAAUAUCCUCAAGUUCAUCAUCCGUUACGCUUUGACCGGUGAUGCCUGGGGAAACGCAGUUCAGAGCAAGACCGCAUUCAGGGGAGAGAGCAAGACACUACUAGUGGCACCAAAUCAACAUGCGCAUCAAGGCGUUUCAGCACCGCCUGAGACCUAUUCCAGUGACAAGAUUGUGCAAAUGGUUUAA